UCGAGUGCCGCCUCCUCGCCGGCCAAAAGAAUCCCACGCCUCUCACCAACCAGCAGCACGCCGCCCUCGCUGAUGACCACCAAGACCUGCCAGGCUCCAGCUCCGGCCAUGCCCGCCGUGGCAGGGCGCGCCACCGGCGGUGGCGGCGGCAACGGCAGGGUGCCAACGGGGACCCUGCCGCCGCCGCGGAGGGGCCAGAUCAAGGAGAAGAUCGUCAAGGAUGUCGUCGCCGCUGUCGCCGCCAUGGCCGCGGGCCUCGUCAAGAACGGCCGCGGCGGCGGCGGCCUCCCCGUCUCUGCCGACGCCAACGACAAGUGAACAACAACCAGAAGUCGAAGCAAAUGCACGGUUCUCUUCCAUCCAUGAGCUCGCUCCCCUGCUGCUAACAUGUGCUGAUUUUAGUGCGCGCAGCAGAGGCCAGGGGGCCAAAAUUACUAUGAAGCUCUCGUAAUCUCUGUCUUUGUGUCUGUCUCGGUCUCUCGGAUAGAUCAGUUGCCAUAUUAGAGCAAGCACUGAUACAUCCAUAGUUUCGUGUUUUGGUUCUUGUCCUGCCCCUGUUCUCCGUUUCCUUCUGGGUUCGGUAGUUGCUUUCAGGAAGUUACUACGGUUUUUAAGAAAGAAGCUCCUGUGGUUUACUGGUCUUAAGAAGUUUGUGUCGUUGUUUACUGGUGUUUGACUCUGUAAGGUGUGGGAGGGAUCAGCAAGUAUUAUGGUCAGGUCCUUCCUUCUUUUUUACUGCCCCCCCUGUCAUGAUUGUAGCUUUGUUUUGCUUUCUUGUCAAAUUAGGUGAGCAUUUUGUGUGAA
Molecule: messenger RNA, 804 nt
Organism: Phragmites australis (common reed)
Lineage: Eukaryota; Viridiplantae; Streptophyta; Magnoliopsida; Poales; Poaceae
Exons: 1
Coding region: 73-318 (81 amino acids)
Source: RefSeq, a predicted model, not a curated record